CUAUCAAUAAACUGUCAAAAUUUCAUAUUGGAUGACUUUGGAGCAUUUAGCCUUUAGUAACUCAUAUUUGUAAAAUAAUUAUUAAAAUGGCUAAGAAGACUUACGAUUUGUUAUUCAAGCUACUCCUUAUUGGUGAUUCUGGCGUGGGAAAGACUUGCAUAUUAUUUAGGUUUUCAGACAACCACUUUACAACGACAUUUAUAUCCACUAUCGGAAUAGACUUCAAAAUAAAGACGGUGGAGCUUCGAGGUAAAAAAAUAAAGCUCCAAAUCUGGGACACGGCUGGCCAGGAGCGCUUUCACACCAUCACCACAUCUUAUUACCGUGGCGCGAUGGGCAUCAUGCUGGUGUAUGAUAUAACUAAUGAGAAGACAUUUGAUGAUAUUGUCAAGUGGUUAAGAAAUAUAGACGAGCACGCCAAUGAAGAUGUGGAGAAGAUGAUCCUUGGCAACAAGUGUGACAUGGAGGAAAAGCGUGUUGUUAGCAAGGAGAGGGGAGAGGCCAUCGCGCGCGAGCACGGCAUCCGCUUCAUGGAGACGUCGGCUAAAGCCAACAUCAACAUCGACCGCGCGUUCUCGGAGCUGGCGGAGGCCAUCCUGGACAAGGCGUCGGGGCGCGAGGCCGACAGCGACCUCGCGCGCAUCGCCGUGGAGCGCCGCCCCUCCCGUGCGCCGCCCGCGCGCGCCUGCUGCUCCUAGGCGGGUGAGUAGGGCUGCAAGGCACGACGAUAUCCGAUGUGCUACUUCAGGACACUAGUUGCGAAAAGUCGCAUUUCUGAGUCGGUUUUUGGACAAGCUUUUCCAUACAGUUAACACUAAUAUUUUUUCUAAAUUUAUUUUGCGACGGGUGACUAAGAAUGUCGCUACUUGCGCUUGUGUAUCCAUCGAAAGUAGUAUAUUAACUCAUAAUAUUUCUUGUUUAGCAAAGUGGUCAAAAAAAUAUGAAGCCGCAGUCAAAUCUAGUCGCAUAAUAUGUCGAUGUAAAGAAAGAUUAGCACAUUAGAUUCGUCUAUGUUUCUCAAAAGUUCUAUAGAACUGCGAGCAAACGGGGACUACAGUCAUCAUUGUCAUGUCCAUAUAAAUCUUCGAUUCGUUCAUAUUUUGUGUUAUUGUUUUAAAUUCUUUGAGUUUAAGUGAUUAGUAGGUACACAGAGUAGGUAAAUGAAAAAAUCAAUCUUGAUACAAUCGGAUAAUGUCAUUUGUACCUAACAAACGGUACCUUGCGUGGAUAUUUAUCUGGUGGCGAAUUCGCAUAUUGCUGUUGACUGUACAUAAAGCACUGCUACGACUAGGUAUGAGCUUAUUGGAUUAUCAUGCAAUUAUAUUACUUAAUAUGAAGAUUAAACUUUGCAUUUGUCUACUCUGUGAUAGUGUUAAGAGCAGUGUAAUUAUCAUUCUCGGCUUUCAUAGAAUUAGAGCUAACGAAAACUUAGCUCCGGGCGAUGGGGGGCGCUGCUUGGCCCUUCAACGCUUUAAGUUUGUGCAAUAAUGCAACUGUGCCGCGUAAUUAAAACUAAAUAAGUAAUGACACGACUAGCCUCACACGACUGCAUUUUUCUAAGAUUUAAAAGAACACAUUUUUUAAUAACUUCGAUGUGACGUAAACAUUUUGUAAUUUUAGCAGAGGCAUACAGCUUAAGACGCAAAUGUUACUUAACCGCAAUUAUUUGUACUUUGAGUAAAAUAUUAAUUUUAAUUUUAGAUUUUUAAAUGAAGAAUUUGUUUUACCAAAAAAUGGGCUGCAAUGCCCCGAUUAUUUACUGCAAUUUACUACUUAUUUGAGCGCACGACGGCCAUUAGUAUUUCACAGUAAGCCAUAUGUAAUCUUCAAAUGCAUUUUGAAUUUUGUCUGUUCGGCGCAGACGCACCUCACUUGUGCAUUUACGUCUUCGCUCGAAAUAUUAUUUACAAAACUAAAGUGUGAUCAUAAUCAUAAAGAAAUAAUCUCUUGGGAAUACAGAGGGAGUACAUAACUUAUCCUGAAAAUUUUCCUCAAAUAAAGGUGGAAAAUUGGGAUGAAUUUUCAGUAAAAGUUGUAUAAACUAGGUUAUUUAUUAAGUAUCCUAUGUAAUAUUAUAUACGUUGAAGGUUAAAUAAAUUACUAUUUUAUCGUACGGUGUAUGUGUCUCGUCGGUUUUUACCUGCUUUUAUAAAUAACGUCGUCAUUGUAUAUUAUGUUCAUAUUAAACAACCUAUCGUGAAA
Molecule: messenger RNA, 2202 nt
Organism: Plodia interpunctella (Indianmeal moth)
Lineage: Eukaryota; Metazoa; Arthropoda; Insecta; Lepidoptera; Pyralidae
Gene: Rab10
Product: Rab10
Exons: 5
Coding region: 87-698 (203 amino acids)
Biological process (GO): cellular response to insulin stimulus
Cellular component (GO): insulin-responsive compartment; Golgi apparatus; recycling endosome
Molecular function (GO): GTP binding; GTPase activity
Source: RefSeq, a predicted model, not a curated record